Molecule: messenger RNA, 1440 nt
Organism: Trypanosoma rangeli
Lineage: Eukaryota; Euglenozoa; Kinetoplastea; Trypanosomatida; Trypanosomatidae
Product: putative Tob55
Exons: 1
Coding region: 1-1440 (479 amino acids)
Biological process (GO): protein insertion into mitochondrial outer membrane
Cellular component (GO): SAM complex; outer membrane
Source: RefSeq, a predicted model, not a curated record
AUGGCUGGAGACGAGGAUAAAUCUGUUUUUUCUCAGGAAGUAAAAAUAUCAGAAAGUGACAUUGAUAAAAUCAUGGAUUUGCCGAUACGUACCCAUGUACGCAUUAGGGGCAUUGAAAAAAUUCACCCGCGUGUCAUUAGUCGUGACGUUGAGGCUAUCAAACGUUCACAGACGAUUGCUGAAAUUACGAAUAACAUGGCUGAGGCGAAAAAUAGGUGGGUGAGUAUGGGCUUUUUUAACUCAGUAAACUUUAAUUUGGAGCCCACAUACGAUGGGGAAGCUAAUGAUGUUUGUGUUCACAUAGACGUUGAAGAGGCUAAACCCAAAAAAUCGUUUGGCAUUUUUACGACUGAAACUGUCGUUCCCGAGUUGACACUUUCUUUGGAAAAUAUUUUUGGAGGAAGGUACACUUUAUCUGGGAACUAUGUUCCUCCAACUUCGCGUACUCAUGCUGCAUCCUUUUCGUUAAUUUCCAGUGCUCCAUUUGUGGGACAAGUGGGAGAGUAUUACAUCGGGAAGCGGACUGAAAACAGAGUACAUCAUCCCGCUACUUGUGAAAGAAUAGAGGAAAUUCGGGCUACUACAAAAAAUAUAAAACGGGGAUUUGCGUCGGAAUUUUCAGUUGGAUUUCAGAGAAGAAUUUUGGUCUCCAAAGAAAAAGGUCAUUUAAAUUCAGACCUUUUAAAUGACUUUUCAACCACGUUUAAGGGAUAUAUGAGACAUGAAUUAGCGUUAUCGAAUGUAGGGUAUCAUGCGGAUCCUUUUUUAGCAAAUAUGUAUCCUUUACCAAUUCAGGGAAAUCAGUUGAGUGUAAAAAAUGAACUUGCUGGUGGGCCUUGUGGUGGUCAAUUUACUUUUUUUAAAUCUGAAAUACAAGCAGCAAAAUAUUGGCCGCUUGGACCCUUUUGUAGUCUUCAGUGGAAUACUAAAUUGGCGGGUAUAUGGUCCUAUCGACAGGCUAGAAUACCGUUAAAUGACAGACUUUUUCUUUCAAACUGUCAUGUUCGUGGAUUUAAAAGCGUGGGACCUUCGACUCUUGACAAUAAUCAAAAUGAAGGUGGUCGAUUUGCUGCAACGGGUGGUAAUGCACUAUGGGCAUCAUCAAUUAGCAUAAACUUUCCAUUUCUCUUGUUUCCACAUAAUGGAUUAGCUUCUAUGCAUCUCUUUGCAAAUGUGGGUAAUUUAAGAAUGAUACAAUGUCAAUCAGAACUCAUUGAUAUUGGUAAAUGGUUUCGUUCUUGUGCUGCUUCAGUUGGGUUUGGUGUGGUGGUAACGCGAAUUCCACUGUUCGGUGUUGCGCCCAGUGGACGUUUUGAAUUAAACUUUUCACUUCCUGUAGGCAUUGAUAGAAAUUGGAAUGUCACUUGGAGAAAUGGUAAUAAAAAUCUGUUUGAUCAUGUCAAGUUUGGACUAACGUGGUCUUCAGCCUUUUCAUUGUAA